Aspergillus ochraceoroseus IBT 24754 is the source of this 1177-nucleotide messenger RNA. Its product is annotated as ankyrin repeat protein. Bases 123 to 785 code for a protein of 220 amino acids. The record is from RefSeq and is a predicted model, not a curated record. The transcript has a single exon. Gene Ontology annotation, molecular function: protein binding. Lineage: Eukaryota; Fungi; Ascomycota; Eurotiomycetes; Eurotiales; Aspergillaceae.
CCCCCCCCCCCCACAAUCAACAGAGUCAUAAAAGGACCAGCUAUUUUCACUCCAUCUAAGACAAUUUCAACCUCCCAAAAACGCCUCGUUGACUCAUCUGCCACCUCCACUAGCGACUCGCGAUGACUCAACCGAACCCCUACAUUCUAGCUGCGGACAACCCCACUGCGCUUCUGACUCUUCUGCGCUCGAAUCCUACCAUCGCCUCGGGCCAGGACGAACACGGAUACUCUUUGCUGCACGCUGCGGCCUCAUACGGACACAUUGAGCUUCUUCGCGCGCUAGUAAAGGAAUUCCAUGUGGAUGUCAGCCUGCUAGACGAGGACGGCGAAACCUGUCUCUUUGUCACCGAGAAUGUCGACAUUGCCAAAUGCCUUGUUGAAGAGCUAGGUGUGGAUUACAACCGGACGAACGAGGAAGGUUUCACGGCACAGGAGAGCAUCGAGGGUGACGGCUCUUUCCCCCAGGUUGCUGCAUACCUCCGACAAGUAGCUGGCAUACCGGGCACCAUGCCCGAUGCCUUGUCACCCGAAAACGCGCUGAACCCGGCUCCACCGCUACCUCCAAAUAUCCAGGUAAAUCUAGGGACAAUGUCGGAGCAGGAGGCGAGCGCAGGAGUCAGUGAGGUGGAUCCGGAAUUUAAACGCCGCAUCGAUGAGCUUGCUGCUCGGGAGGAUUUCCACAGCGAAGCAACCCAAAGCCAACUUCGGCAGCUUGUCAUGGAUGCAAUCCAGGGGUCCAACAUUGAUACACAGGAUAAGGAAGUGCGGAGAAGGGUGGAAUAAUUAAAUACACGAGAGUUGGAAAGUCACGAGAAACGAAUAUAAGAUGUAUACACCUUGGCAUGCAUUCUAUUCUAUUCGUACAGGGAUACGGCCAUGCCCAAGUUCGGUUUGAUGAGGCCGAAUUAAAGAUUCAAUCAUGGUAAACCGGGUGACCAGCUGUACUGUUUGCCUAGUAUGGUGAAUCUAUCUCAAUGGCUAUGGGUUAUGCUAGGUCGGAUCCUGGAUAUAGCACCGCAGUCGACAUCCCACGAAACAUCCAUCUACCAUUUCCUUACAGGAUUUAUAGUGCUCAUAGUCUCAGCAAGGAAUUGAACUAAUUCGAGGCGUAUUUCACAAAAUGUAAUUAGAGGCUGUAUCGCUGUAUACAACCCUACCUCUGCUAUACAGCACGC